Hemibagrus wyckioides is the source of this 2842-nucleotide messenger RNA. RefSeq names its product keratin, type I cytoskeletal 13-like. Gene Ontology annotation, molecular function: structural molecule activity. The transcript is spliced from 16 exons. The record is from RefSeq and is a predicted model, not a curated record. NCBI's taxonomy places the organism in Eukaryota, Metazoa, Chordata, Actinopteri, Siluriformes, Bagridae. Bases 50 to 2821 code for a protein of 923 amino acids.
UCUAGACCUCACUCAUUCUCCAGAGUACGACCAAUAAGCCUCCAUCAGCAUGCAUCAGAGUACCUUUAGAUCAGGAACCUUGUCUCUCAGUGGCAGCAGAGGAAGUUUUCGGGCCGGUGGCAUACAGGCUGGAAAUGUCUAUGGUAGAGCAGGGGGCUAUGGGGCUCUCAGCUACCCAGCUGUUCAGCCCCUGAUGGUUGGGUCAUCUAGAGGCCUCACUGGUCGAGGCUUCAGCUCUGGUGUAGGUCUUGGUUCAGGUGUUGGUCUUGUUUCAGGUGUUGGUGUAGGUCUUGGUUCAGGUAUUAGUGCCAGCUCUGCUGCAGGUUAUGGUGCUGUGCUUGGAAGUGGUGUUGGGGUUGGAAGUGGUGCUGGGUUUGGAAGUGGUGCUGCGUUCAAAUUUGGACCUGGGCUUGGAGGUGGCUUUGGGGGAGAAGCUGCUGGAAUGCUGGGCAAUGAGAAAUUCACUAUGAGGAUCCUCAAUGAGCGUUUGGCCUCCUACCUGAAAAAGGUUCGUUUGUUGGAAAAGGCCAAUGCAGAUCUUGAGCUCAAGAUCAGACAAUUCGUGGACAGCAGGACCUCACCUAUUGCACGGGACUACACCGACUCCUUGACUACCAUCAAUGACCUCCAGACCAAAAUUCUUGAUGCCAUCCAGUUGAAUGGUGUAGUUUUUGUCAGUCUUGACAAUGCCACCUUGGCUGCAGAUGAUUUCAGAAUUAAGUACGAGAAUGAGUUGGCCCAACGUCAGUCUGUCGAGGCCGAUAUCUCUGAUAUGAAGAGGCUGCUGGAUGAACUCAAUCUGAAAAAGAAUGAGCUCAUUCUGCAGAUCGACGCUCUGAAAGAGGACAAGGUUCAGAUCCAGAAUCUCCACAAGGAGGAAAUGGUGACCACACGUGGCAAGAUGAGUGGACAGAUUCAUGUGGAGGUGGAAUCUGCACCACAGCAAGAUCUCACCAGCGUCCUGGAAGACAUCCGAGAUCACUACGAGACCAUCGCUGCCAAGAACCGGAGAGACCUCGAGGCCUGGUUUAAGGGCAAGUUGGAGACCCUGAAACAAGAGGUUGCUGCCAACAUCCACUCCUCAGAUGCAUCCAAAACAGAACUGGGUGCUGAGAAAACCAAAGUGCAGGGUCUGGAUCUGGAGCUGCAGUCUGUUCUGGCCGUGAAAACAUCUUUGGAGGCAUCACUGUCAGAUGUGAAAGCUUUCUAUGCUGUGCAGUUAUCAGGAUACCAAAUGCAGGUAACAGGCAUGGAGGAACAGCUGCUGCAGCUUCGCGCUGAUCUGGAGCGUCAAAGUCGCAACUAUCAGAUGCUGCUGGACAUCAAGACCAGACUGGAGAUGGAGAUCGCAGAGUACAGGAGACUGCUGGAUGUAGGGGUCAACCCAAGCUCUGUUAACAAAUCUGCACCUAUGAUUGGCUCUGAUUUCAGUUCUAAACUUCUGGGUGAACCUGGACCUGCAGCUGUGGAGGAACCUAUAAGAGUAUAUAAAGGAGCCUGGAAUCAUUUAUUCCCUGUCUGUUUCGAGUCGAAUCGUCUCAUAGCGAGUUACGAGCGUACGAACGGCAUGAUGUCAGGUGUCUUCUCCAGCGCUUCUUUUACUGGUCAGUAUGCCAAGUCCUCCCGGGUUUCGAGUGUGUCUCGUGCUGUCAGCGUGUAUGGAGGAGCAGGAAGUUCUGACGUGCGGAUGUCCUAUGCACCCACGGGGUUCACGCAGUCAAGUAUUGGCUACAUGGACUCGGAUGACUUGUCCAUCAUUGGAAACGAGAAGCUGACUAUGCAGAAUCUGAAUGACCGUCUGGCCUCCUACCUGGCAAAGGUGCGCUCACUGGAGAAGGCCAACGCCGAACUGGAGCUCAAGAUCCGCCAGUUCCUUGAUGGCAAGGCAUCACCCAAGGCCCGAGACUACUCCGCCUACUUCGCCACCAUCAGUGACCUGCAGAACAAGAUCUACGCGGCAAUGCGCCUGAAGGGUGGAGUCCUCCUCACCAUGGAGAACUCUCGACUGGCCAUGGAGGACUUCAGGAUUAAGUACGAGCAUGAGCUGGCAAUGCGUCAGAUGGCGGAGAGUGAAAUCACUGGGCUGAAGCAGCUGCUGGAGGAACUCAAAAUGACUAAGCAGGACCUGAUGAUGAGUCUGGAAGGCCUGAAGGAGGAACUCGCUUUCCUCAAAAAGAACCAUGAGGAGGAUAUGGCAGCGGAGCGUCAGAAGAUGAGCGGGCAGGUGAAUGUGGAAGUGGAUGCUGUGCCUCAGGAGGACCUCCUCAAAAUCCUGGCAGAAAUCCGGGAACAUUAUGAAACAGUCAUUGCAAAGAACAAGAGAGAGGUAGAGCUCUGGUAUAAAAACAAGACCGAGACUCUGAAAGCGGAAGUGGUCAGUAAAACGGAGACCCUACAGUCGUCUCGAAGCGAAUUCAAAAGUCUGAAAUCCCGCCUGCAGGCUCUGCAGAUCGAGCUCCAGUCGCAGCAGGCCAUGAAAGCAUCAUUGGAGAGCACGCUGACCGAAACCAGGACACGUUACGCCAUGCAGAUGUCUUCAUACCAAGCGCAGGUGACCGGCCUGCAGGAGCAGGUGCAGCAGCUUCGUGCUGAUCUCUCUCGCCAAGCUGAGGAGUACAACAUACUGCUGGACAUCAAGACCAAACUGGAGCUGGAGAUCGCUGAGUACAGGAGACUGCUGGAUGGAGAAGCCACCACCACCACAAGUCAGAAGUCAACCUGCAGCAGCACCUCCAGGACCAAGGUGAUCACAGUGGUGGAGGAGGUGGUGGAUGGGAAGGUGGUCUCAUCGUCCACAUCCUCCUUCGUUAAACCAAACUGAGAGUCCAAAGGUCCAGAGCUC